AUGAAAUCAUAUGCUCCAGAAUUAUUUUCUAAAACACCUGAUCUUCUUCAUCAUCUUGUUACAACAAUGAAUCCAUCAGUAUUAAUACGUGAUGGAGUACCAGUUGUUAGAACACACCAACAUGCUGGAGAAUUUGUUAUAACAUUUCCUCGUGCUUAUCAUGCAGGUUUUAAUCAAGGUUUUAAUUUUGCUGAAGCAAAUAAUUUUUGUCCAGCUGAUUGGCUUUCGAUGGGUCGUUGUGCAAUAGAUCAUUAUAAAGAAAUGAAACGUUAUAGUGUAUUUUCACAUGAUGAAUUAAUAUGUAAACUUGCAUCGGAAUGUCAAUAUCUUGAUCCAGCUAUAGCAUACGAACAAGGAGUAACGGAUGCUGAUCGAGCUUGUUUUGAAUUAAUGCCUGAUGAUGAACGACAAUGUGAUGCUUGUAAAACAACAGGUUUCUUAUCAGCUAUAUCUUGUUUAUGUAAACCAAAUAUUCUUAAAAUACUUGUUAAUCGACUUAUUUCAAAUGAUCAUCAAAAUCUUAUCGAUUUUAAUGAUAUUGAAAAACAUACGACAUCUGGUGUAUUAUGUUUACGUGAUGAUAUUCGUAUAAAAAUGGAAGAAAAAUUAGCUGAAGCUAUUGAAUAUCGACAAAUGGCAAAAAAUAUUUUAAAACGUAUAACAUGCAAAGAUGAAUUAAUAGAAAAUAAUAAUAAUGAUAAUGAUUUAAAAAAAAAGAAAAAAAAUUUUAAUGAUGAAAAUAAAUUUACAUUAAAUGAUAUAAAUCAAUUAAAAAAUCGAGUAAAAUCAAUUGGUAUUACAUUUAAUGAAAUGAAAACUAUUCAAAAUAUUUUAACUGAUUGUCUUCAUUAUCAAGAUGAAAUAAAAAUAUUACUUCAAUCGGAUAAACUUCAAUCAACGGAUGUUUAUUCAAAUUAUAUUGAACGUUUAAAAUUAUUCUGUCAAGCUAGUAUUUGGUAUGAACUUGUACAAAAAACAUUAAAUCGAACAAUAUCAUCAAGUAAACUUCGAUCAUUAAUAUCAUCUGGACAAACAUUUCAAGCAUUACAUAAACAAAUUCAACAAAAAAUUAAUGAAUUACAAAUACAAUUACAACAAUUAGAACAUUGGGACGAAAAAACUCGACCAUUAACCAAAGAAGAACCACAUCCAACAUUAAAUACUUUAGAACAAUUUGUUAAAAGUGUUAAUGAAGCAAAUAUUCAUUUAAAUUCAAUUGAUAAAAUAAAAACUUUAAUUAAUGAAUGUCAUCUAUGGAAUGAAAAAUUUGAACAAAUGCAACAAGGUGAACAUUAUCCAUUUUUAUCUUCAUAUGAACAAUUAUAUGAACAAACUCGACAUUUUCAUAUUGAUUUGGAACCAUUAAAAUUAAUUGAACAAACUAUUUUACAAGUACGUUCAUUACUUGAAAAAACACAAACAGUUUUUCGUCGACCAGAUUCAAAUUUAACUUUAAUUGAGGUUGAAAUUUUAAAUAAAAACGUACAUAAGAUUUUGAAAUUGGAGAACGUUUGGAUUAAAAUGCAUAUAACCUAA
Rotaria sordida is the source of this 1536-nucleotide messenger RNA. NCBI's taxonomy places the organism in Eukaryota, Metazoa, Rotifera, Eurotatoria, Philodinida, Philodinidae. The record is from the annotation of a GenBank genome assembly.